AUGUCUUCAAUCAAGAAUAUCCUUUAUUUCCAAGCUGGACUAGGAGUCCUAGCCAAUAUGUUUCUACUGACUUUCUAUAUUUUCACAAUCCCAGGUCAUAGACCUAAGCCUGUGGACCUGAUCUCCUGUCAACUGACUUUUAUUCACAUAAUUAUGGUCCUCACUGGAUGGGAUAUUUGGCUUACAGACAUGUUUGAGUUACUGAACAUUGAGAAUGACUUCAAAUGUAAGGCAACUUUUUACAUAAACAGGGUGAUGAGAGGCCUCUCUAUCUCCAUCACCUGUCUCCUGAGUGUAUUCCAGGCUGUCACUAUCAGUCCCAGUGACUCACUAUUGGCAAAAUUUAAACAUAAACUGAAAAAAUACAUCAUAUAUGCUUUCUUCUAUGUUUGGUCUUUCAAUUUGUCCUUCAGCAGUAACCAGUUCUUCUCUGUUGGUGCUUAUGCCAAUCUGAGUGAGACCAGCCAGAUGAAGGUCACUAAUUACUGCUCACACUUUCCCAUAAACAUCGUUAUAAGGGGAUUGAUUUUAACAGUGACAACUUUAAGAGAUGUGUUUCUUGUAGGAGUGAUGCUAACCACAAGUGCAUACAUGAUUGUAUUUUUGUUCAGACAUCAGAGGCUAUGCCAGCAUCUUCAUAGCAUCAGGCACCUGAGAGCAUCCCCUGAGAAAAAGGCCACACAGAUUAUCUUGCUGCUGGUGGUUUUCUUUGUGGUCAUGUACUGGGUGGACUUCUUCAUCUCAUCUACCUCAGUCCUGUUGUGGAGGUAUGACCCAGUCAUCCUGACUGUUCAGAAGUUUGUGAUGAAUGUCUAUCCCACAAUAACUCCUUUGGUACAAAUCAGUUCUGAUGACAGAAUAAUCAAUGUGCUGGAAAACUUGUGGCCAUAA
Messenger RNA from Mus caroli (Ryukyu mouse), 891 nucleotides. Its product is annotated as putative vomeronasal receptor-like protein 4. Gene Ontology annotation, cellular component: membrane. Gene Ontology annotation, molecular function: pheromone receptor activity. Lineage: Eukaryota; Metazoa; Chordata; Mammalia; Rodentia; Muridae. The record is from RefSeq and is a predicted model, not a curated record. Gene Ontology annotation, biological process: G protein-coupled receptor signaling pathway.